UAUGAAGCUCCGCCUACUUUCACUCUCUCUGUUAUAGAGUAACAAACACAGAAGUCAAAAGUUCAUUUAGGUGUAAAUGAGACUUCAAACGACUCUCUCACUCAGUGUGUGAGUGCAGGAAAAUGGCCGCAGCCAGUAUUUCAGUAGAUCAGGAAGAGUUCAUCUGUCCAGUGUGUCUGGAUCUCCUGAAGGAUCCGGUGACGAUCCACUGUGGUCACAGUUACUGUAAGGUGUGUAUUAAUGACUGCUGGGAUCAGGAAGAUGAGAGCGGAGUGUAUCGCUGUCCUCAGUGCAGAGACACUUUCACUCCGAGGCCUGUUCUACGCAGAAACAACAUGCUGGCUGAAGUGGUGGAGAAACUGAAGAAGACUGAAGUCCAAGCUGCUUCUCCUGCUCACUGUUACGCUGGACCUGGAGAUGUGGAGUGUGAUUUCUGCACCGGGAGAAAACACAAAGCCGUCAAGUCCUGUCUGAUGUGUCUGGCUUCUCUUUGUGAAACUCAUCUGAAACCUCAUCUUGAACGACCUGCUCUAAAAAAGCACACAUUAGUUGAAGCCACAACAAAACUACCAGAGAAGAUCUGCUCUGAACAUAACAGACUGAUGGAGAUCUACUGUCGUACUGAUCAAAGAUUUAUCUGUUCAUUCUGUUUGUUGGAUAAACAUAAAGGCCAUAAUGCUGUAUUAAGUAAAGCAGAAAGUACUGAGAAACAGAGAGAGUUAAAGAAGGAGCGGAGGAAAUCCCAGCAGAGAAUCCAGGAGAAGCAGAAGAAGGUGCAGGAGCUGAAACAGACUGUGAACACUAUAAAGUUCCAAACACAGACAGCAGUGGAGGACAGUGAGAUAAUCUUUACUGAGAUGAUCAGCUCCAUGGAGAAAAGGCGCUCGGAGGUGACGGAGCUGAUCAGAGCUCAGGAGAAGGCUGAACUGAGUCGAGCUGAACGACUCCUGGAGCAACUGGAGCAGGAGAUCGCUGAUCUUCAGAGGAGAGUCACUGAGCUGGAGCAGCUUUCACACACACACGAUCACCUCCACUUCCUCCAGGAUUUAGUGUCUCGACGUCGGUCUCCUCCAUUAGACAGAGCAGAGUUUCAGACAUCCAGCAUCACUGACCUUCAACAUCUCUCAUUUGAUGGAGUGAGGAAUUCUCUCUCGGACCUGAAGAAGAGACUCGAGGAAUUCUGUGAGGAGGAAUUCAACAAACUCCUUCCACAUGUUAAGAGUGUUCGGGUCAAUUUACCCUCAGACCCACAGAGCAGAGAAGAGUUUCUGAGAUAUUCCCGUGCUUUGACUCUGGAUCCCAACACGGCACAUCAUCACCUUAUUCUGUCUGAGAAUAACAGAGUGGUGAGGUACAGUGAGAAACAGCAGCAGUACUCUGAUCAUCCAGAGAGAUUUGACUCCUGGCUUCAGGUGUUGAGUAAGGAGAGUGUGUGUGGACGCUGUUACUGGGAGAUGGAGCGGAGUGGAUGGGAGGGUGUGUCCAUAGCAGUCUCAUAUAAAGGGAUCGGCAGGAAAGGACUGGGUAAUGAGUGUGGGUUUGGACUCAAUGAUCAGUCCUGGAGUCUGGAGUGUUCAUCUUCUUCUCUCUUGUUCUAUCACAACAAAAUUAAUACUAAGCAUCGAUUUCCACCAACCUCCAGAAUAGGAGUGUAUGUGGAUCACAGUGCAGGAACUCUGUCCUUCUACAGCGUCUCUGACACGAUGAAGCUCUGCCACAGAGUCCGCACCACAUUCACUCAGCCUCUAUACGCUGGGAUUGGACUGCACAGGUCUGUUUUGAAUAAAUCAGGACAAACUGUGAGGUUAUGGGAUCCAAAAUAAUGAGUCUGUGUUGUUUUAUGGUCAGCAUCAGGCUUGUGCAAUAUAACGAUUGCUCAACAAUUUAAACGGAGUGUACAGGUAUGAUCAGAAUACACCACUGCCUGUUAUCACCAAAAAAUACAGCACAUUGAUUUGUGCAGGUGUUUUGAACUCUCCAAUAUUAACUGAUACCAUCUGGAAGCUCCACCAUCUUCUCCCCAUCUCGAAUGCUCGGGACUCGAGGGGUGUCCUUGAUUUCUGUGAUUUCUGUUAAACUGGGAAUGUUUUGAGAUCUUUAAUAUGAAUUCAGUGUAUUUUAUAUGAUCAGUAUCCUAUAUUUAUUAGGGACGCCACCAGAAAGGUUCUGUUGAAAAUGGUCAAAACUGCACCUUUGGUUUUUGGGCAAAAGGGAAAAUGAUCUGACCCAAAUUUUGACACAAAAAGUUCCAAAUAUAAAUGUCACACACAGUUCCAAAAUGCAUAUGCAUACAUCCCAAAUAUUAUUGCAAAUGCUCAUUUUUGGUCUGUAAAGAAAUUCAGGAGAAGGGGAAAAAUCAUUAUCGAGCAAGCCUAAUCAGUUUCAGAUAAAAUUCCUGUGACAAACCUUUAAAUCAUUAAAACACUGAAAAGUGAUUUCAUAAAGCUUCAUAGCUGCAUAACUAUGGGGCUACUACCUCAUAAAGCUCAAAUGUACUUUAUUUCAUCAUUGACCUCUAAAUAAAGAUUUUUUUCAU
Molecule: messenger RNA, 2536 nt
Organism: Ictalurus punctatus (channel catfish)
Lineage: Eukaryota; Metazoa; Chordata; Actinopteri; Siluriformes; Ictaluridae
Product: E3 ubiquitin/ISG15 ligase TRIM25
Exons: 6
Coding region: 123-1823 (566 amino acids)
Molecular function (GO): protein binding; zinc ion binding
Source: RefSeq, a predicted model, not a curated record